This is a messenger RNA of Symbiodinium pilosum, 698 nucleotides long. Lineage: Eukaryota; Dinophyceae; Suessiales; Symbiodiniaceae. The record is from the annotation of a GenBank genome assembly.
AUGAGCGAGGAGGAAAUUCUCGAGAAGAUGGCCAGACAGAUGGCCACGGCAAAAAAAUGGGCAACAGAGAACGACGAAGUGAAGCAGACAAAAGCUUGCCUGGGGGAGCUGAGAACUCUGGUUACGGACUACAAGAAAGAGAACAACAAAAAAGAAGCCCAGGCCAAGAAACUCGCGAAGAAGAAAGAUGGUAAAGCGGCAGACAAAGGAGAUGGCCACCUCGUGCGUCCAGACACCUUGGACUGCGUUGCUUGGAUGGCCCGCGAAAUGCGCAAGAACGAGAAGAUGGCCAACAGCCACGUGUCCUACAGCAGCGCAGUGAUUGGCCGCGACCAGGUGAACAAACAGGUGAUAAGAUGGCUGUGGAAGUCAGUUCCUGAGAUUGCUGAGGAGCGUUUGGCAGUGCCAAGCGAGCAGCAGUUGAAGGACAUUUGGCAAGCCCAGUUCGGACAGGUGUGUCCUGGAAAGGGCAGCGUGUGUCUGGGAACAGGCUUCAGCCUGCCAGAGCUGACCGUGUUGCUGGAGGGAUCCGACUUGUUCCUGCAUGGUUUCCCCUUUGAAAAACCUGUGUCGCUGGAAGACAUGAAAGGGUUGACAGCCAAGGAAUACCUUGACAAGUGCACGUGGCAUGUGCACCUGAAGGUUGGCCACGGCCUGCUGCUGCCUCCAAACCACGUGUUCAUGGUGCUGAACCCGGG